GAGAGCGGGCAAGAUGGCGGCGGCAGCGCUGGGUCACUUGGGUUCGUUAUGGAUGCACAGCCUGAAGAGCCGGGGGAAGCUGGUCUUGGGGCUUCUUUCAUCUCAUAGUGUUUUACCCCAAUCAUAUAUCCACACAAGUGCUUCUCUUGACAUUUCUCGAAAAUGGGAGAAGAAGAAUAGAAUUGUUUAUCCUCCACAACUGCCUGGAGAACCUCGGAGACCAGCAGAAAUCUACCACUGUCGAAGACAAAUAAAAUACAGCAAAGACAAGAUGUGGUAUUUGGCAAAAUUGAUACGAGGAAUGUCCAUUAACCAAGCUUUGGCUCAGUUGGAAUUCAGUGACAAAAAAGGGGCCCAAAUAAUUAAGGAGAUUCUCUUAGAAGCACAAGAUAUGGCAGUGAGAGACCACAAUGUGGAAUUCAGAUCCAAUUUAUAUAUAGCUGAGUCCACCUCAGGGCGGGGCCAGUGCCUGAAACGCAUCCGCUACCACGGCAGAGGUCGCUUUGGGAUCAUGGAGAAGGUUUAUUGCCAUUAUUUUGUGAAAUUGGUGGAAGGACCCCCUCCUCCACCUGAGGCACCAAAGACGGCAGUCACCCACGCCCAAGAGUAUAUUCAGGAGCUUCGCAACCGGACCAUCAUUCAUACUCUAUGAUGGGAGUGUAUAUUCAAUUCAAACUCCACAGUGUAUAUAUUUUGCCAUUUCUUUUCUAAAACAAACAAAAAUUAAAGACAGAUGUAUUUUAUGGUUUGUCAUUGAAUUAUUGAAACACAGUAUAUAACUGCUAGUUUUAUAUGAAUAUUUAUAAGGCUUUGCUCAUCUCUGAGCCUCCGGGCAUAUUGUAUGCGUUUGCCACUUGGAAAGGGAAAUCAGCCUUAAACAUAAUAACAGCCUAUAAUUCAGAAGCCUAAUUUUGAGUACCUUUUGAAGGAGUGUUAACUUUCCAACUAGUGUCCUGUAGGUGGCAGUUUUUUUUUUUUU
Molecule: messenger RNA, 979 nt
Organism: Cynocephalus volans (Philippine flying lemur)
Lineage: Eukaryota; Metazoa; Chordata; Mammalia; Dermoptera; Cynocephalidae
Gene: MRPL22
Product: mitochondrial ribosomal protein L22
Exons: 7
Coding region: 14-652 (212 amino acids)
Biological process (GO): translation
Cellular component (GO): ribosome; mitochondrial large ribosomal subunit
Molecular function (GO): structural constituent of ribosome
Source: RefSeq, a predicted model, not a curated record